AUGGAAGAAAUUGCAGUUGUGCUGAAGAGGUUUGGAGACGAGCAGAGCAGUCUAUUAGAUCAGUUCGAGAGGCUGUCGUUUGAGGUGCAGCUUAACCAAGCGAUACUGGCCCGCAGCCUGUCGGAGCCCGGAGUCGGACCUGGGGCCGGAACGGGUCGAUCCGGGCUCCGAACUCCCUUGAAUCGGAAAGAGCAGAGAGCUGCAGCAGUUGGGCUGACGAAGGUGAAACACGGGCAGGAAACCGAGCCGGAGCGGCGGCGCCGUGGGUCGAGUUUUACUUUUAACAAGCUGUGGAAGAAGCUGCUGAAACCAAUUCUGGGUAGAAAGACGGUCAACAAGGCAACCGCUGCUGCCCCUGCCCCCGCCCCAGGGAAAAGGGCAGACUUUUCGGGUCCCAAAUUGUGCAAGGCUUUCAGCAGAUCAGUGAGGUUUUGA
Molecule: messenger RNA, 435 nt
Organism: Linum tenue
Lineage: Eukaryota; Viridiplantae; Streptophyta; Magnoliopsida; Malpighiales; Linaceae
Source: the annotation of a GenBank genome assembly